AACCUAUUGCCUUAGAGGAGUGCUUGGAACAGUGAAGCACUGAGGUGAUUUGAUGAUUUCCUGCUCUGAUGGAACUCUGGCAAAGGCAUAGCGCUUUGACAGUGAAAAAACAACUCCAAGACUGCAGCAGGACAAAUUUGGAAGCACUUCAGAAGAAGCUGGAAGAGCUAGAAUUGGAUGAACAGCAACGAAAGCGCCUCGAAGCUUUUCUCACCCAGAAACAGAAAGUUGGAGAGCUGAAGGAUGAUGACUUUGAGAAGAUCAGUGAGCUGGGAGCAGGGAAUGGUGGUGUGGUCUUCAAAGUAUCUCACAAGCCUUCUGGUCUCAUAAUGGCGAGAAAGUUAAUUCAUCUAGAGAUCAAGCCAGCUAUUCGAAACCAGAUCAUUCGUGAGCUGCAAGUUCUACACGAGUGCAACUCUCCAUACAUAGUGGGCUUUUAUGGAGCUUUUUACAGCGAUGGGGAAAUCAGCAUUUGCAUGGAACAUAUGGAUGGCGGCUCCUUGGAUCAAGUACUGAAAAAGGCUGGAAGAAUUCCAGAGCAGAUACUGGGCAAAGUUAGCAUUGCGGUAAUAAAAGGACUCACAUAUCUGAGAGAAAAGCAUAAAAUAAUGCACAGAGAUGUUAAACCAUCUAACAUUUUGGUAAACUCUAGAGGUGAAAUCAAGCUUUGUGAUUUUGGUGUCAGUGGACAACUGAUAGAUUCUAUGGCAAACUCGUUUGUUGGCACACGCUCCUACAUGUCU
Messenger RNA from Leptosomus discolor (cuckoo roller), 743 nucleotides. The record is from RefSeq and is a predicted model, not a curated record. NCBI's taxonomy places the organism in Eukaryota, Metazoa, Chordata, Aves, Leptosomiformes, Leptosomidae.